UCGCAGUCUGAAGAGUGUUCUUCCCCGAGACAGUUCGAGGCGAGUUUUGUAUCCAACCAGUGUUAUUUUCACUGAAUAAGCCACGAGGAUGGCCCAACAGGCUUUAUUCCUCCUAAUCCUUGUCAUUUUACAAUUUGCCCAUGGUCUGAGCAAAGAGGGCCUCUAUCCCUACGCUGGCGGAGGCGCCGAAACCCUCCAGCCCGAUCAGAACAACCAGUUAACAUCCACUGAAAUUCAACUUAAAACACCGAUAAACUUCUACGAUAAAGUCUACACCAGUAUUUUCGUAAACGGAAAUGGGGUUCUCUCGUUCAUUCGUUCGAUGCAGAGAUUCUUCAACAUCGCUUUUCCCUUGGACGACCCUGUGAUUGCUCCCCUGUACACCCAUGUGGACACCAGAGGUUCCGGUACAAUAUACUACAGUGAGACAGAUGAUCCGGAGAUUCUCUCUCGUGCUGGUGGAAUGGUCAGAAGUGCCUUCAAGGAAACUGAGAAUUUUCAACCAACUCACGUGUUCCUGGCGACGUGGCUCGAUGUUGGCUAUUACAACGAGAAGAGCGAUAAAGUCAAUACCUAUCAAGUGGCGAUAUCAUCGAAUGGCACGCAUUCGUACGUUGAACUUUUAUAUCCCAACGGUGGUAUUCAGUGGAUUCAGGGUGAAUCUCAUCCAAAUGGAUUGCCAGAUGCCAAAGCCCAGGCUGGAUUCAUGAGUGAAGGCCGAAUGUACACUUUGAAGGGAUCGGGAACCGAUCAAAUUCAAAAUAUUGAUAAAUGGUCGAACAUCAACAGACCGGGCCAAUGGAUUUUCCAAAUGGGUCCAAUUCCAGAGGGUCAAAACAUCAAAACCCCAAAUAAUAUUGACAUGGUUAACAAAAUGUUUCCAGACUCGCACGUACAGAUGGACCAGACCUGCAUGACAGGUGCUACAACCUGUCACAGUAAGGCGACUUGCAUUGACUACGAGUACGGAUACUGCUGCAGUUGCAAGCCAGGAUUCUUCGGGAACGGAAAGUCCUGUCAGCCAAAUGAUUUACCACUCCGAGUAAUUGGCAAAGUCUCCGGUCGAAUAAACGGUCAAGAAUUGCCGUCGAGGGAUCUCCAAUGCUACGUGCAGACGAAGGAUGGGCGAACCUACACAGCACUAUCACGUAUACCGGAGAGUGUAGGCCAGGACUUUCAAUUAUUAGGAACCCUGGGUGGUGUAAUUGGGUGGCUAUUUGCUAAACCAAUGGGAGAGAUAAAAAAUGGCUACCAGCUCACAGGUGGUUUAUUCAACCACACAGCAGAGUUAGUGUUUGAAUCGAGUGGAAGUAGAAUAUCGAUAAAUAGUAUUUACCUGGGGCUCGACGUAUUCGGCCAGUUGAAGAUGGAGGCUGACAUCCAGGGCACUUUGCCAAGACUCCCCCCCGACUCGAGGGUCGAUUUCGGCGAUUACGAGGAGGUUUACACGUCGAACAGGAGAGGAAUCCUUCGCUCCCACAGCAGCCGGAAGUACCAGCUCACCGGAAAUCCCACCGAGUACCCCUUCUCCGUCGAUCAGACCAUCACCUACCAGGAUUGCACUCAUGUGAAGCCGAUGGGGGACAACACAACGAAACUCAAGUUCUCUCGUGGACUUACGACCUAUGAGGCCCGCGAAGGCAUCAUUCGAUUUGCCAUGAAUACCAAAAUGACACCCUUGGAGGAGGAAGAUCCCUGCAUCCAGGGAAGAGAAACCUGCGGAGAGCACAGCUCCUGUGUUGUUGAUGGCGAUGAUUUCAGAUGCAUUUGUAAUACUGGUUAUCAACAACUAUAUGAAGAGGACGGAUCGGCGAGUUGUGUUGAUAUCAACGAAUGUACGGCUGGAUAUCAUCUCUGCUCUACUGAAGCUCAGUGCAUUAAUAACGAAGGGGGUCAUACCUGCCAGUGCAGGCCAGGAUUUACCGGGGACGGAAGGAUCUGCGAAAGGCUCGGUAGCUGCGAAGACACCCGCUGUGGGGAAUACGAGGAGUGCAGGUUGAUAAAUGACCAGCCAAUCUGCUCAUGCGUUCCAGGAUUCGUCAAGAGCGAUCAGGGGUGUUUCCCAGCUGAGGAUCCCUGCAACUUGGCAAACAACUGCUCCCCCCAAGGCGAGUGUACCUACGACCACCAGAAGCAGUCGCACGUGUGCCUCUGCCUGCCAGGAUUCGUCGGUGACGGAUACAACUGUUAUGCGGAGGAAACUCCAGAGCCAAAUUGUGCAAAUGGAAUUUGUUGGUGUCCCCCUGAUUGGGAGCUGCGAGACAGCACCUGCGUCAGGUCACAACGUCAGAACCUGGGGACCAGUACUAGUGGUCCCCACCGAGAUCUAUCAGCACAACCUCAACCGGAAUGCUAUCAGGAUAGUUGUUUUUGUCCCUGGGGCUAUGACUACGAGGGAAAGGAUGAUAUUUGUGUACCUCAGCCUGGAUACAAGCACGACACCAUGGGUCCCACUGGAGCCCAACUAUCUUGCAACGUGGUGAACACGUGCCAUCCGUACGCGCAAUGCAUUUUCAUCUCGAGUACAGAGGAUUACGAGUGCCAAUGCAACGAGGGCUACGAAGGCGAUGGCAUUGAGUGCGUAAAAGCAGAUGUAUCCUGUAUGGAUGUUGACAUUUGCGAUCCCAACGCAUCCUGCCGACCUGACGAACUCAUCGCAAAGUGCGUCUGCAAUCCUGGAUUUGAAGGCGAUGGAACCACGUGCAGUGCAAUCGAUGCAUGCAGUGAUCAUUCCGACUGCAGCCAGAAUGAGAGGUGCUCGUACAAUCCUUCAAAGUCGCGUUACGAAUGCACCUGCAAUCCCGGAUUUAAUAUGGUGAACGGUCAGUGUGUAGUGGCUGAUUGCUCCACCAAUCCCUCUCAAUGUCACGUCAAUGCCCAGUGCAUAACAACGAGUGGAGAAGGUUACAAGUGCGUCUGUAUGACUGGAUUCCACGGUGAUGGAAUAAAUCAGUGUGUUGAAGAUCACAUUGGAUGUAAUGUCGUUAAUAAUUGCGGAAGCAAUGCCGUCUGCGGCUACAAUCAGACGUCUGGGAAUUAUGCCUGCAUGUGUUUACCAGGAUUCUACGGAGAUGGUUUUAUAUGCAGAGCCCAGGCCUCUUGUCGUCAGAACCCUGAGUACUGCUCUAGGGAUGCCACAUGUGCUCCAGUAACUCCAACACAUUUUGCCUGUGUCUGCAAUGAGGGCUUCCAUGGGGAUGGAUUGGAGUGCAAGCCAAAGCCAAAACACGCUGCCAACUUCUUGCUGGUUAAUCAGGGGAUGGCUAACCUGAGGAUCCCCUACUUCCCGACUCCAGUCUACCCAGGGUCUCCCAUCAACCUGGCUAACUCGCAGAUGGCCAUUGCCAUUGAUAUCGAUUGUCCGAAUGGAAAGGCGUACUCUAGUGAUAUCACUGGUGCAAAAAUAAUUUCCCUGACCUACAACGGCUCGUCGGUGGAGACUUUUAUAUCUAACGUUAGCAGUCCCGAGGGAAUUUCUAUAGACUGGGUGUCCCGGAAUCUUUUCUGGACGGAUUCGGGGAAAGGCACGAUCGAAGUGGCGAGUUUAGAAACGAAAAAACGAAAGGUCCUGAUCUCAGAGGGUCUGGUAAACCCUCGAGGAAUUGCCGUGCACCCAUACAGAGGGAAAAUCUUCUGGUCGGAUUGGAACCGCAUGACUCCGAAAAUCGAAUGGUCCAAUGAGGAUGGCACGCAGAGGGAGGUUUUCCUGCAGGGGGACAUGGUGAAACUCCCCAAUUCCCUCGCGAUAGACUGGACCAGCGACGAACUGUGUUGGGCUGACGCAGGCACAUUCACAAUCAGUUGCACUCCUAUCGACAACAAACGAGUUAAUGUGAUUGAGAAGGAUCUCGCCUACCCCUUCGGCCUCGCCAUUUCCCCUGAUAGUUAUUACUGGACAGACUGGAAGACACACAAAAUCGAAGCGAUAUCGAAACACACAAGCGAGAGGUUGAAGUCACUGCCCAUUCCUCCUGGUGGCAGUGGGAAAUUGUACGGAAUAACUUCAGUACCUGAACAAUGCCCACGAUUAUCAAAUAUCUGUCAAUAUGACAACGGCCGAUGCCAUAAGGACCAGCUCUGCUUGCCCAACGGUCGAGGAGGUAGAACCUGUGCCUGUGCAGACAAUACCACCGGUCCCUGCACCGAAUCCCAAUCGUAGUUCCAUUACCCCGUAAAACUGCAUGAAAAAUGCCUCACAAAAAAAAACUGAAAAUAAUCAUUUCGAAUUCGUAGUAUAGUUACAAUUAAAGUGUACUAACAAUUAUUAUCAUUCAUAUUAAUUGAUUACAAUUAACGAAGUAGGAGUCAUCGAGAGUCUGUAACGAGUGCCAUUUUGUACGUUCAGUUUCAGAAAAUAAAAUAUUUUUUACUCCUGAAAA
Molecule: messenger RNA, 4379 nt
Organism: Fopius arisanus
Lineage: Eukaryota; Metazoa; Arthropoda; Insecta; Hymenoptera; Braconidae
Gene: Ndg
Product: Nidogen
Exons: 20
Coding region: 89-4159 (1356 amino acids)
Biological process (GO): cell-matrix adhesion
Molecular function (GO): calcium ion binding
Source: RefSeq, a predicted model, not a curated record